CCAUAUGUUGUUGUUGGUUCUGUUGGCUUUGAAUCUGUUCCCCUUAUAUGCCCGCAUGUUGCGCCUAUUAACUGAUCCCCCUAUAUGCGGUCCUGUUGCUCCUAAAAAAUGUUCCCCUAUAUGCACGCAUGUUGCGCCUAGUAACUGAUCCCCCUAUAUGUGGUCAUGUUGCUCCUAGAAAAUGUCCCCCCUGUAUGCACUCCUGUUGCUCCUUUCUAUUUGCUUUUGUUAGUAUGUUAUUGUCAAUUACCCAUUACCUGUUAGAAGCAAUUGACAGAGAUGUUCUAACCUAAUGUAUGUUACUGUCAAUUUUUGUAUACGUUGCUUUCAUUCCCAUUCCCUGUUAGAAGCAAUUCAGAUGUUCUAAUAGCAUUUUUCUUCAAAUAACAUUUCACAUACUAGACUUGUGAAGAAUAAUUUGCAAUUUCAAAAUGGCAAACAAGAACAAGCAGGAUUGAACGUCAAAAAGGCAGUGUGAACCAAAAACACGGAGACAACCAAAAACACGGUGCGCCCCUAACACCGUGGACAUGGUGGCUAAGGUCCUUGUACAACCAGCACUUGACAGGCUUAAACAACUAGGUUUAAGUAACCUACUGAACUUGGGGGGCGAUAUGAACUUAAAUAGUAAAACUUGUGGAAGGCUCAUAGAAAAAGCAGUUGUUCAUGCGGACUUAAAUCAAAUUGCUCUGCAUCAGGGAUGGAGUGUCAAUGUAUAUCACAAAGGAGAUAAUACAACAUGUUCUCGACUUGCCAAUUAGUGAGGAUAAGGAGCUCCCGACAGCAACAAAAGAUGCAAAAGAUAAAGAAGAAUACUUAAGGAUCUUCAAAGCGUUGAUGAAAGUAAAGGAAAAGUUUCCGGGUAAAGCUCCCAAGGAAAAUCAAGAUGAAGAUGGUGAGGAUGCUGCUGCUUCUGCUGUUUAUGAUGCUACUGCUUCUACUGAGCAUGCUGAGAAAAUUGCUGCUACUUCUGCUGAUGCUGAUGCUACUGCUUUUGUUGAGCAUGCUGACAAAAAUGAUGGUUCUUCUGCUGAUGCUCUUGAUUCUGCUGCUGCUUCUGCUGAGCAUGCUGAGAAAAGUGCCGCUGCUUCUACUGAUGCUCUUGAUUCUGCUGAUGCUUCUACUGAUGAGGUGGCUGGAAUGAAAGCCAAUGAGAUAUGACAGUUUUUCUCUGCGCCGAACAUUGCGUUGUUGGCUACAAAGUAUUGUGAUGAGGAUAUCGCCAAACUUAUUGACAUGGAUAUGCUGGUGAAGCUUUUCUUGGGGGUGGUUUUUGACAUAAUGCUAAUGCCAGGAAAAAGUAAUUAUAUAACGAAAGCUACACUUGAGUCAUUGCAAGACCUAGAAAAAUUUAAAAACAUUGACUGGUCAUAUGUGGUAUAUGAACGCUUAAAGAAAGCGUGUGAUGAGUUUGUGAAGAGUCGAGAUAUGAAUUGUUGUAUGGCUGUAUUUCUAGUUGUUUUUAUGGACUGCAUUGAGCGGAAUGAUUUGAAUAGGGAACAAGAUGGUAGAAUCAACUUGUAUAAUGACAAGUUGUUCAAGCAACUUCUCUGCGAACAACCAAUUCAACAAGUUGAUGGGAUGAAGAAAAGAAAAAUAACUAAGCCGAAGGGGCCUCAGAAGAGGGGUCGGAAGGGUGCGAAGCCGCUAGAGGAUUUUAAUUUUAUGCGGCUGGAGGAUACUUGUUAUGCAAGAUUUCCAUUGGUGUGUGAUAUUGAAGUAGAGCGUGAGGACCAAAAGCACGUCGAUGAGAGAACCUGCGACAGAAUUGUGCUGCAAUUUGGUAACCUCUAGGUGGUUGAGUCUGUGUAUGUUGAGUGCUUCAAACGAGGCGGUCAUAUGCACACAGACAUAAUGGAGUUAGUAUGCGAGAUGUGGUCAAACGACUAGAAUGACACAAUCAUCCUUACUACAUAUGCUGCUAGAGAGUUGCUGAGCAAAGGAACUUCUUAUUAUCUGGACAGAGAGCUUACAACAGAUAAAGUGAAGGGUAUGAAUAAGAUUUGUGCAUUAUUUAUCAGAUCUUUCUAUUUUAAUGUACUGGUCCUUGGUUGUUGUUUCAACUGGACAGUGAGUUUGGCAGUACAUUUUUUUUUCCAAAUAUUCAUUCCUUUAGUUUAUGCUAAUCACGAGUCCUUUAUUGUUGUUUCAACUUCGCCGGAAAGGAUAUAUCCUUGACUCCUGGCUAGGGAAACAUACAUCAGUGGCAGCUGAUUUUGUAAAUAAAACGAAGAUGUAUUUGAUUACUAACCACAACAUGGACAUUGCUGCAUAUCCUAAAAAAAUGGCAAAGGUUUACCCUCAAAUAACAAGUAAGUGGAUGGCGCUUAAAACAUAGUUUGUGUUUAUUUAACUAAAUAGUGGUAGAUGUUCGACAUUUUUAGCGCU
Molecule: messenger RNA, 2388 nt
Organism: Panicum virgatum (switchgrass)
Lineage: Eukaryota; Viridiplantae; Streptophyta; Magnoliopsida; Poales; Poaceae
Exons: 6
Coding region: 1237-1794 (185 amino acids)
Source: RefSeq, a predicted model, not a curated record